Molecule: messenger RNA, 1108 nt
Organism: Xiphophorus hellerii (green swordtail)
Lineage: Eukaryota; Metazoa; Chordata; Actinopteri; Cyprinodontiformes; Poeciliidae
Product: barrier-to-autointegration factor A-like
Exons: 3
Coding region: 569-967 (132 amino acids)
Biological process (GO): chromosome organization
Cellular component (GO): nucleus; condensed chromosome
Molecular function (GO): DNA binding
Source: RefSeq, a predicted model, not a curated record
AUCUUUCUAGAGGUAUAAUAACAUUUGGUUAUUAUAGAAAAAUAAAACAGUUGUAAUUUUACAAUCUAACAUUUUGUCUGGUGAAAUUCUUUAUUCAGACACAGAAGCGCUCAUCCUCAGUCUUUAACAUCUCUUAUCUGAAUCCCAGUUUUAUUUUAAAUCUCUAAAAUAUAUUAAAACAUGUGAAGAGCUGUGAAAUAUUAAUCGAAUCAUUCAUGCCUGUUAAUUCUAAAACAUGAACUUCCUUGUUUUUGGUGUUUUUAGUUUUACUUCAUGUUCAUUAAAUGACAUAGACUGUUAUUUAUAGAUUUGCACAUUGCCAUGCUAGUUUGGAAAUGUUUUGGUAAAUAAAGUUUAAAAAAUAAAAAGUGGGAUCAAAUCCUGGGUGUAAAGGAGAUGUUGAUGAGGUCAGAGGUCAAACCGGGUUAGAACCCGACCGAAACCGCAGCUGGAAGUCAUCUGACCGCAGGGAUCGAACCAAAACUGCAGACUGGACCCAAACUGUUCCGCCGGUCCAAAACCUCGGAGUGAUUCAUCUCCUCUCAGAGCAGCUGUGACUCUGUGCGUCAUGACGUCAGCGACAGAGCGUCAGCUGCCCUGCUUCUGGCGUGCAGCGUUCAGAAUAAAGCGCCUCUCUGUCAGCUGUUCUGGGUCUCGGGUCCGGACGAACUUCCAGCGGGGUUCUGAGUCCAGGAUGUCGACGACGUCUCAGAAACACCGCAACUUUGUAUCGGAGCCGAUGGCGGACAAACCGGUCACGGCGCUGGCCGGGAUCGGAGACAGACUGGGCCACAGCCUGACGGAGCAGGGCUACGAUAAGGCCUACGUGGUUCUGGGUCAGUUCCUGCUGCUGAGGAAAGACACGGAGCUGUUCUGCUAUUGGCUGAAGGACGUCACGGCAGCCAAUAGCAAGCAGGCUGAUGACUGCGCCCAGUGCCUGAAGGAGUGGUGCGACGCCUUCCUGUGAGGACGCCGCGCCCAUCACACAGAGGCCCCGCCCCUCCAGAGGCCCCGCCCCUCCAGUUCCCGCCCUGCGUUGCUGUUCUGAGCUGCCAGAUUUUCUCCUCUUUAUUCUGUAAAAGUUUGUCAUUAAAUCUUUUUGCCCAGA